GGAACGGCUUCUCUUCCUCCGUAGAGUUUCUGGAUCUUUCUCGCUGGCUUCCUUUUGCACCGUCAGACUGCCUUGUGAUAAAGUUGUUCAUGGGAAUGUUGCCUACCUGCAAGCAAGUCAGCUGCAUCAUCCUGAUCUACUGAUUAAUACUACAGAUACUCAGUUUGCCUGAAUCCAGUCCCUGUUGUUCUGAAGGAUUCUUUGUUAUUUUUGUGGUGAAACGGAACAAGUUUCUUGUUUCAUCUUAUGUCAUUUUUUUUGGCAAAUCAUCUGCUAAAAACCUCGUGUUAUUCACAUUUUUCAGGUAUUUAGGUUACAUUUUGUGUCAGUUUUGUUUUUUUCCAGAACAUGCAGGGAGUUCUCUGUUUUGUUCAGUGAGCUGGGUGUGGCAGGACAGGGAUUGGGACGGACACACACAGACAGCCCUUCACCCUGGGAAUGGCAAGAAUCUGUGGAGUGAGGUGCAGUGGUGGUGGGGGGGAUCUCCUGUUAUCAAAUACCAGGCAGCUGUUCACUCCAUGACAUCAAGUGAACAUGAACAUCAGUGAAGUGUGUAAAGCACAGCAGAUAAUACGUGAAAAUAAUCAGUUCACAUAAUGCUGUGAUACAGCCGGCUAUACACGUUUAGUUUGUGUAAGUCUGCUCUAAAGAUAAGCUAGCUAUCCAUUUCUUUAGUGUAGUUGUUGUCACUGUGUUCUACUCUACGGAUAAACUUAAGUAAUAUCAAUCAGUACGUUUGUACUGUGACCUUUGGUGAAGUGCAGUUCUUUGUUAUCUGUGUUAUCUGGUGACGUGUGUGUGUGUGUGUGAGGGAGUGAGAGACAAACGUAUAUCAGCAGUGCAUCUGCCACAUAAAAGCGCUGUAGUUGAGAGACCACCCUUUAAAAAACAAAAAUAAUCACUAUCCUGUGAAUUCUCAUCAGGCCGGCUUCUCCACUAAAGCGGUGCUGUGGAUGGUGUCGUUAGUGCUGCUGGGUGUUGGCAGUUGAGUGUGAUUGACCGCCGGUCUCCCGUCCGUUAACGGCAGCGUGAGAGUAUUUCAGGGUUGUGUCUGGAGUGUGACCUACAGUGACCUUGGUAAGCCUCGUGCAGCCCUACCAGCACGAGGUAGGGCUGCACGAGCCCUACUUGUUCUAGGUGAGCUUGUCUGCACUGCUCCCAGCUGGAAAGAGAGGAAGUUGCAUUCAGUGUUCACAAUUGCAACCGUUUUUCUGCUUUUAAUCUGUGUUAAGACGACAUGAAACCAAAUGUUAGGUCUGUAACUUCUGUUAUGAGUUUAUGUCAGAAUCUAAUGACUAUCUUUGUGCUUUAACAUGGGUCGAACAGGCAGUGAUUUCAGCUUUUGAAUGUGUUGUUUAAGCCACUUAUAUAAGCAUAUUCCUAUUACCAAAUCAGGCUGAUAUUGUACGGGGAAAGAAAACAUUUUUUUGCGAGGCCAUUUGUGUUUUUAUGUGUGGGUGUGUUUGUGUUGGUGGUGGAAAAAGUUGUGCCGAGUGUAGGGACGUUAAGUGCAGCUCUUGAUGAAUAAUGCAUUUUUUUUAUUAUUUUUUUACCGCCCGUUCUCACAGCAACAAAAAUCAAGAGGGACACUCUCGAUCAGACUGUUGAGACUCUUCCAUUCUGUCACCUUCAGAGGGGCGAUCUGGGAGGAAACGGGGAGAAACCCCUGAAUCCACCACUUCUUCAGGCUGCUUGUUGGCACAGUCUGAACAGUAUUGACCUCGAUCACACUUCACCACGAGAUAUCAAUAAAUCAAAAAAAGAUGAAAGGAGAGUCAGGUAGAUGGAAAUUAUGCAGAAGAUUCUAAUGUUCUUCCCUGCCUCCCACUCUCUCUCUCUUUCUCUCAUAAUAUAAAUGAGACUCACCCACCCAUUUGGUACUUAGGUGGUUUAUCACACAGCCAGCUCUGGACAGCCCUCGUCUCUCUCUCUAAUACAUUUAUGCAUGCAGCCUUUUUUUAUCCCUCUCUCGCGCUGUCUCUCUUACAUGCAAACACACACACAGUCCCGGGUUGUUUGCUCAGUGAUGGAUGCUGGACAUAAAGAUGGACCCGGUGGAAAGGUUUCACAUAUCAGGGUGUGUGUGUGGUCCGUUGAGUGGAGAGCAUGUACGUGUGUGUCUUUGAGUCCAUGUGUGUUUCUGCAGAAGACCCGCUUCGCUCUGCUGACGAUUUUCAAGACUCGUCCUUUUGGCUCAGCCUUCAGCGAGCGUCUGCCACUCCUCUGGCUGCUUCGGAGAAAAUUACUUUUUCCUCAUUUCCCUCUCUUUUAGCUGCUUUCUUUUUCUUGAUGAGCUAAGCUGAGCCAGUGUGGCUUUUCUUCUCCACCUCCUCCUCCUCCUCUUCCCUUUUGUUCCUCAGUGAGGUGUGUCCAGAGAAACCGGACUACUGGAUUUAAGCCUCUGAAUUGUCAGUGUUGAGGGAGCGUCUGUGCCAUGUUGGGGCCGGCAACUCGUCGGGACUGCAGCGGUGUCCUGCUCUGCUUUGGGUGUUGGAAUGGUGGAAUGGCCGAGUCUGGUUAUGGGUCAGAAACCAGUCUCAGGCGUCAUGGUUCCAUGCUGUCUCUUACCUCAGCAGCCAGUGCCUUGUCUGCCACGUCCACAUCCUCCUUCAAGAAGGGGCACAGGUUGCGUGAGAAACUAUCAGAAAUGGAAACCUUCCGGGACAUUCUGUGCAGACAAGUGGACACGCUGCAGAAAUACUUUGACUCCUGUGCUGAUGUUGUCUCCAAAGAUGAAUUCCAAAGGGACAGAGUAGAGGAGGACGAGGAAGACGAGGAAGACUUUGCUACAACUGCAAGAGCCGAGGGGGAACAUAAUCAAAACAACAAUGGCAGCAAAGAGAAAUUGUUUCCCCCCGCCAGUCCCAAAAGUAUGAAUGGAAUAGACUUCAAGGGGGAGGCCAUCACCUUCAAGGCCACCACAGCAGGCAUCCUCUCUACGCUGUCGCACUGCAUCGAACUGAUGGUCAAACGAGAGGACAGCUGGCAGAAGAGGCUGGACAAGGAGCUAGACAAGAGGAGGCGGGUAGAAGAUGCCUACAAGUCUGCUAUGAAUGAGAUGAAGAAAAAGUCCCACUACGGAGGCCCAGACUACGAGGAGGGGCCCAACAGUCUGAUCAAUGAGGAUGAGUUCUUCGACGCGGUGGAAGCUGCUCUAGACAGACAGGACAAGAUGGAGGAGCAGUGCCAGUCAGAGAAGGUCAGGAUACCACGAAUAACUCCAGUUCCUCCAGGAGACGCCUACUCCACCAUCGGUACUCACCGAUUUGCCGCCAAGCCCCAUAGCCAUUCUUCCUCCCUGUCUUCCGUUGAGCUAGUCAGUGCUUCAGAUGACAUUCACAGAUUCAGCGCUAAGGUGGAGGAGAUGGUGCAGAAUCAUAUGACCUACUCUCUUCAAGAUGUAGGCGGAGAUGCCAACUGGCAGCUUGUAAUAGAAGAAGGAGAGAUGAAGGUUUACAGGAGAGAGGUGGAGGAGAACGGCAUCGUGCUGGAUCCUCUCAAAGCGACACACGCUGUGAAGGGGGUGACGGGACACGAGGUCUGCCACUACUUCUGGGACACGGCGGUCCGAAUGGACUGGGAGACCACCAUUGAAAAUUUCAACGUUGUGGAAACGGUCUCUGACAAUGCCGUCAUUGUUUACCAGACGCACAAGAGAGUGUGGCCGGCCUCUCAGAGAGAUGUGCUCUAUCUGUCGGCCAUCAGGAAGAUCUUGGCAACAAAUGAAAACGAUCCCGACACGUGGCUGGUCUGCAACUUCUCUGUGGACCACGACAAAGCCCUUCCCACAAACCGGUGCGUUCGUGCCAAAAUCAAUGUCGCCAUGAUCUGCCAAACCCUGGUGAGCCCACCAGAGGGUGAUAAAGAGAUCAGCAGAGACAACAUCCUUUGUAAGAUCACCUAUGUUGCCAAUGUAAACCCAGGAGGUUGGGCUCCAGCCUCAGUCCUCAGAGCCGUGGCCAAGAGAGAGUAUCCAAAGUUCCUCAAACGCUUCACCUCCUUCGUCCAGGAGAAAACAGCUGGAAAGCCCAUCCUCUUCUGAACACAAAGAGCCUUGCGAAGGUUCCACUGGAGAGACUACGUUGUUCACCGUUGAAUCGGCUCUCAAUGACUACAUGACUCAUUCACCUGUCGAUUAGAAUGUGUUUUCCAGCUACUACGUUCAGGACACUAUAUUAUUCAGGACGUCCCACAGGACACCUGCUUGUAGAGGAGACUGGUUUUACAGCUUUAAUCCAUCAGUAGUUGUCAUCCCAGCUACAUUAACAUGGCUUAACACCAUCUGUUGGUCAUGGAUACAUUUGUAUGUAAAUGUAAGAGUUUCCUAAGUGGUUUUUGAAUUGUUGUUACCAAUUAUUUGCUUUUUUUUUGUAAAUUGUUUUGUACAUUUCUUAUGAUUACAUACUUUUUGGGGUUCGAUUUAAUCACUAGUAUUACAGCUACUUGUUUUGCUGCUGCUAAAGUUACUACCAUGAGGGAGGGAAGUAGAUGUUGACAGGAAGAGCAUUGAUCAGGUGUGGACCUCUUUGCCUUCUCCUGUCAAUCUAGUGAUCACUCUCUUUGCAGUUUGAUGGGGGGGGCCAGAGCCUAAAGCUUUGUAAUCUUUAUGUUUCUAGAUUGUUAUAAAGUAGCUUUCGGGGAGCACCAGGGACACAAUGUAUUGUACAGAGAAAACCGAAAACGUUUUCAGUUAGUUUACCGAUGUGAGAAAUGUGAAUUGACUGUUAAAAGCUUGAAUUUGGUGACAGUAAUGGGCUAAGGCAACCUGGAGUAGGACCUAAAGAGCAUUCGCUAAGUCUAAGGUCACAUUGGACAAUGUUUUAGACACGGUUGAUGGUGAUAAUCAAAAAUUGCAUGUCAAUAAUGGAGUUGACUGCCGUCUAUAGAUGCUAAGUUGCGGCCUAUUGUAAGUGGGUAUCUGUAUGUAAUCUCUGCGUAACGGCGGUUUCUGACAGAUAGUUGCAGAUGGCCAGCCAUAGUGUCUGAUGUACGGACUCCUCUCUUUCAUUGAGAGGCGAGUACAUUUUGUACACCCUGGGUAGUUUUUCACCACUUGGAGGCCCCUGAUAGGGCAGAAAGAAUUCAGUCUGUGCAUUCAUGAGUGUCAGGUUUGUAAAUUAGUCCCGUUGCUAUCGUAAGGAUAAGGUAGAAUUGUAAAAUGCUGAGUAGGAUAUCAUCUAUACCUUAGACUCUUAGUUAUAUUCUAACAUUACAUUUCACAUGCCACACUACAGUGCAGUGGCCUCCUGCCCUUUGACUGAUAAACUAUCCCCAGAACGCCUUAGACACCAGGACCAAUCCUAAAGUUCCUGGAUAUCUUUACUGUACAGCCACCAGAUGUGCAUUUAUCAACACUGAAAUGAAGUGGGGACGGGGGAAGGUUUAGCAUUUCAUAUCAUCUUACCUCAAGAUGUACAUUUACAUCAAUGUUUGAUGCCAUCAUAGGUUGGGAGUUUUGCAAUCAGUUGAUCUUUAUGGUUGAAAAUUUCACCAUCACAUUUUCGGUCCAAGGGGUCAGAGGUUACAAAGGAUCUGGAUAAUUGUUUUUCUGAUGAUUACAAAAGCUAGAUCUAUGAGCAAUGUCAGCUUAAGAAUGCCUCCAGUGUUUUUAAUUUUGAUAUUUUGUCUGUAAUCUACACACUUUGUAUAUUUCUAAGUUGUACAUCAGAAGUGUUAUUAUUUGCACUAAAUGACAAUGUUCUGUAAAUUAAAAUUGUUAUACAAGUA
Molecule: messenger RNA, 5727 nt
Organism: Anarrhichthys ocellatus (wolf-eel)
Lineage: Eukaryota; Metazoa; Chordata; Actinopteri; Perciformes; Anarhichadidae
Product: ceramide transfer protein
Exons: 16
Coding region: 2435-4042 (535 amino acids)
Biological process (GO): ER to Golgi ceramide transport
Molecular function (GO): lipid binding
Source: RefSeq, a predicted model, not a curated record